GGCCACGAAAGUUCCAUCGAAACUGCAAUGACAGGCCGCGGCGGCCAUCAAGUGACGGGCAUGGCCCUGGCCCUGGCCCUGGUCCUGUUGCUCCUCAUAAACGAAGCGCCCCACUCGCUGGGCUACAACAUCGAUCUGCCGAGCUACGUGCGUUACCAGCAGGCGACCAAUUCCAUGUUCGGCUUCAGCAUUGCCCUGCACAAGGCACGCAACGAUUACUUCACCAACCAGAACAAUGUCAGCUUGAUCGUGGGUGCACCCAAAUAUGAUACGUCCCGCUUCCAGCCCGGCGUUGUGGAGGCCGGCGGUGUCUUCAAGUGCAGCAUGAAGGAUGAUGACUGCAAGUUGGUGCCCUUCGAUUCCAAAGGCAACAACCGGAAUACAGAGGGCGAAAUCGUAGACAGGAAGUCCUACCAAUGGCUGGGCGCCACUGUGGCCACAGGACGCGACAACGAUUUGGUUGUGGCCUGUGCACCGCGAUAUGUGUUCCACACGAUGACGCCAUCGAGGGCGAUGCGCUAUGACCCAGUGGGCACCUGCUUCACCUCCCAUAACUUCGAGCAGUUCCACGAGCUAUCCCCCUGUCGGACAAACAACUGGGGUUAUCAUCGUCAGGGCUCGUGUCAGGCCGGCUUCAGUGCAGCCGUCAACAAAAAUGGCUCGCGUUUGUUCAUUGGCGCACCUGGCAGUUGGUACUGGCAAGGACAAACCUACUCAAUACCGCCCGAUGCCGAGUUUCCAUUUAAGCCGCCCUAUUAUCAGCCCUUCGGCACUGGAGGUCAGGCGAGCUCUCACGAUGUGACCAAGCCGGAGAACCAAGUCUUCUCCACGGUGGAGAGUACAUCGGUGAAUGAUGACUCGUAUCUGGGCUAUUCCAUGGUCACCGGCGACUUUGAUGGCGAUCGCAGCGAGGAUGUGGCCAUCGGCAAGCCCCGAGGCGCCAAUUUGACCGGCCAGGUGGUGGUCAAUCGCUGGAACAUGGCAAACAUUUUGAACAUUACCGGACGACAGAUUGGGGAGUACUUUGGCUAUGCCCUCGCCUCCAGCGAUGUGGACGGCGAUGGCCUGGACGAUCUCAUCAUUGGCGCACCCAUGUUCACGGAGCUGGACAAUGUCGAGGGCAAGUACGAUGUGGGCCGUGUCUACGUGCUGAUCCAGGGCGGACACACGGCCUCCCAGUUCUUUACCACGGAGCACAUACGCGACGGCUUCCAGACCAAGGGACGCUUCGGUCUCGCCCUCACCACCCUGGGUGAUGUGAAUGGCGAUGGCUAUGGCGACUUCGCUGUGGGCGCACCCUAUGACGGGCCCGAGGGCCGUGGCGUUGUCUACAUCUAUCACGGCUCGUCCAUGGGUCCGUUGGCGAAGCCCUCGCAGAUCAUACGCGCCGAGCAGCUGGUGGAGGGUGCUCCCUAUCCGCGCACCUUUGGCUUUGCCCUCUCCGGCGGCGUGGACAUGGAUGGCAACACCUACCCGGAUCUGGCCGUGGGCGCCUACAGCUCCGAUCGCGUUUACCUCUUCAAGUCCCGCCCCGUGGCGGCUGUCAAUGCGGAGACGAGCUUUGCCAGUCCCUCGAAGCUGAUCAGCCUGGACGAUCGCAGUUGCCCGCUGCAGAGGGACAACAAGAGGGUGCCCUGCAUGAUGCUCACCACUUGCUGGAGCUUCACCGGUCGCUAUCUGCCCGAGCAGCUUGACUUCGAUGUGUCCUGGCUGCUGGACGCCAAGAAGGUGCGCAAUCCCCGCAUGUUCUUCCUGCGGGAUGAGGGCAAGAACAUCCGGAAUCAGACGAUUCGCCUGAACUAUGGCCAAAACUAUUGCCUCAACGAGACGGUCUACCUCAUGGACAAGGUGCAGGACAAGCUGACACCACUGGAGGUCGAGUCGCGCUACAAUCUGCGCAGCAGUCGUCCCCUCGAGCCCGUUGUGCGGCGCAGGCGCGGCAUCCUCGAGCCGGUGAUCGAUCAGAACCGUGAGAUUGUCGUGCGCGAUGCCAUCAACAUACAAAAGAACUGUGGCCCGGACAACAUAUGCGAGCCGGAUCUCAAAUUGGAAAUCAAAACUGUGGACAAGUAUCUGUUUGGCUCACCCGAACCACUCACCGUUGAGGUUUUGAUCUCGAACAACAAUGAGGAUGCCUUCGAGGCGGCAUUUUAUAUGAUUACGCCGCGCGAUCUGGAGUUCCGCAAGCUGCAGCAGCUGGGCGAGAAGAAGGAUACGCCCAUCACCUGCUCGGCACCCACACCGGCGAAUAAUCAUACGCUCAAGUGCGACAUUGGCAAUCCGCUGGAGUCGGGACAAAUUGCGCACUUCAUGAUCAGCCUGGUGCCGGCGGACAAGUAUGGCAGCUCCUCCAGCUACGAAUUCUAUUGGGAGGCCAACUCCACAAAUGUCGAGAAGCUGGGCUCCCACUUUGAUAAUAUUUACCGCAAGAGCGUGGGCAUUUGGGUGGACACGGAUCUGGACAUUAAGGGCACAUCGCUGCCCGACUAUCAGCUGUACAAGGCCGAUGACUACAAGACGCUGCAGAACGCCACCAGCGAGGAGGAUCUGGGCCCGCAGGUGGUGCACAUCUACGAGAUACGCAACAAUCGGCCAUCGAUCAUCGAGGAGGCAGAGGUGUAUAUCCACUAUCCCUACGAGACCAUUGUCGGGGAUCCGCUGAUGUAUCUGCUCAGCCAGCCAGAGACGGGCGGCAAGAUCCGCUGCGACCAGGUGUACGAGGUCAACGAGCACAACCUCAAGCUGGACGAGAAGCUGAAGAAUAAAUCAUAUCUGCAUGCGCAGGGCGCAAUCAGCAACUCGGUGCAGUUCAGCAGCCAGGCGGCGACUGGUGCCGCCGCUGGCGGUGCGGAGCGAGCGGAGGGACAUCUGGAGGUGUCGCGGGGCUCGCAGGGCGGCCAGGCGGUGACCGUCAGCCAAACGGAGGCCAAGAAUCGGCUGACACCCAAGCAGGUGGCACUGCUGGAGCGCGAGGAUGCCCUUGAUGUGCCCGGCGAUGCUUCGUAUGUGCAUCAGGAUCGUGCCAGCCAGGCGGUGAUCAUCGGUCAUGAGCCACGCAUCAAUCAGAGCAGCUUCACCACCAUCUCCUCCUCCAGCUCGGGCCCCAGUGCUCAGCUGCGUGGCCACAGCACCCAGGGACACAUACAGAUGGCGGGUCUGCCAUCCCAACAAUCGAGCAGCAGCUCUGGCUAUCAGUCGGGGCCCCAGCAGAGGCAGCAGCUACAUCUGGCUGGUGCUGGUGCUGGUGCUGGUGCUGGUGCUGGUGCUGGCGGUGCCAACUUUGCGGACAAAUCCAUGUACGGCGGACGCAGUGGCAGUUUCCAUGCGGGCACCCUGGAUCUGGGCAGCAUACCACGCACCAAUGUGGACAAUGAUCUCUACAGGAACAACCAGUUCCAGGGUCAGGGACAGAUGCACACCCAGUCGUACGGACAGGGACAGGGACAGUUUGGAGGUGCGCCAGGUGGCUAUCAUGUGACAUAUAGCUCUGGCAGCAAACCCUACUAUGGGCGUGAGAAUGGCGACUUCUACGAUGAGGAUAUACUCCAGCAGGGACCAGCCCAGAGUCAGAGUCAGGGACAGGGUGGACCGGGACACUGGUCCUCGUCCAGCUCGAGCACUUCCCAGCGCCGUUUUCGUCGCAGCAGCGAUGAUGUGGAGCAGCCGCAACAAAUCGAUCUGAAUUCGCCGUGCCAGUCGGCACGCUGUCGCACCAUUCGCUGCGUGGUGACCAAUCUGGGCACCGAGGACGGUGAUGCCGCAUUUGUGGCCAUACGCGCCCGCAUGGUGGCCAAGACCAUGGAGAAGCUUGCCUCGAAUGUGCCCCUAAAUGUGUCCACGCUGGCCGUGGCCAAUGUCACCCAGCUGCCGUUCAUUGGCCAGCCCAAGGACAAGAUUAUCAAGUCACACGAGAUCUUCUACAAGGCGGAGCCGGAGCCGCAACAGGUGCCGGAUGUGGUGCCCCUCUGGGUGGUUGUGUUGGCCGCGUGUGCGGGUGCGCUCAUCUUUCUGCUGCUCGUCUGGCUGCUCUACAGGUGCGGCUUCUUCAAGCGCAAUCGGCCCACGGAUCACGCACAGGAGCGACAGCCCCUACGCAAUGGCUAUCAUGGCGAUGAGCAUCUGUAGAGCGAGUUCUUCAUGCAACAUGAAGUAACAAACAACCACAACAACAACAACCACAACAACAACAACAUUACGAACUCUAAAACAACGUACUAAAAAAUGGAGAUAAAACUCAACAACCACAACAACAAAAAGAAUGUACUAAAACACACAGGAAACUGAAAGCGGUUUGACGAGGAGAGCAGCUCAACGGCUGCCGCAUUGCAGGGCAGACUGUGCUCUACGAGUGUGAAUAGUACAACAACAACAACAACAGCAACAACAGCAACAACAACAACAACAACAAUGUACUAAAACACUAAGCAAACUGAACACAGAUGCCGGAAGCAGAGGUGCGCCUGCCCAGAACUUUCUGCUCAUAAUUGCGAAACGGUUCGCGCACGGCAGGGCACACUGUACUUUGCGUGUUUAAACGGUACAACAACAACAACAACAGAACUUGCCUAGUCACGACAUGAAGAACUUUCUAAUGCGUAAAGGUUUAUUUUUUAAAUUGUAAUUUGUUUUUUUUAUUUUUGGAAUGGCCUCCAAGCAAUCGAAAAGUAAAAAACAAACAACUAAAAGUGCUAUAUUAAUCUGUACUAAAGAAGCGGAGUAACGGAACUUAAUGCUAAGUGAGAGUGUGUCUGUGUGUGUGUCUGUGUGUGCAUGAGUGUGAGUGCAUAGCUAAUACUCUUAUGUAUGUGUGUGUGUGUGUGUGUGUGUGUGUGAAACGAUUACGAUUACAAAUAUGUUGUAUGUAAGUGCGCGAAAUCGAAAUCGAAAUCGAAAUCAAAAUGAAAACGAAUUCAAAUUCGAAGCAAGCUGCUGCCCACAGAGAAGCUGCAUACUGCCACGCCCCCCAGGCAGCAGCAAUAAAAGAAUCCUACAAUAACAACACAAUUAAUAGGUGCUACUCUAGAGUGUUUUUUUUUUUCUGUCUUGGAAAUGCAUAAAAUUAGUGUGUGAAGAGUUGAAUUUAUUUGUGUUUGCCAGACUCAAAGUUUGGUGCAGUUGCAACGCCAAAAUGUGUUAAAAAUAAAAAUAAAACAAAAGCUAAUUAAUCUACGUAAAAAUAAAACCCUUUUUUUGUGUAAAUACUAAAAAUAAAAUAAAAAACAACAACAAAUGAACUAAAAACUGAAAUUCAAGUUUUGCAUUUAUUUCCAAACUACAUUUGGAGAAGCGCUCACCCACCCGGUGGCUUCUUUCAGUGUACUCUCGAAAUAAUGUUCAGUGUCUAGGUACUACGAUAAUUAAAUUAAAAAAGUUUCGCCUGCUGCUCACAGUUAGUUUAGCCAAAUUAUACGCUAUUGUUUAAUUUAUUAACUGUACUUAUUAAUGAGUGUCUUACGUUAUCCUUACGUGUCCCACGUUAUACUCCCCCCCCCC
Molecule: messenger RNA, 5493 nt
Organism: Drosophila guanche
Lineage: Eukaryota; Metazoa; Arthropoda; Insecta; Diptera; Drosophilidae
Gene: if
Product: integrin alpha-PS2
Exons: 11
Coding region: 28-4125 (1365 amino acids)
Biological process (GO): cell adhesion mediated by integrin; integrin-mediated signaling pathway; cell-matrix adhesion
Cellular component (GO): external side of plasma membrane; integrin complex
Molecular function (GO): integrin binding
Source: RefSeq, a predicted model, not a curated record